GCGGGUACGAGCACUGCUGCGGAUUACACCGGCCAGGAACGGACAGGAGAGUCGGGAGCGCCGCUGUCCGCCAAUCCUCCCAAGUAAAGAACUACUUUUACACGGUAGUCUCGACAGGAAAGUUUACGGGAAUUUAACCUCACCCGGGCCAAUUUAAGUGCGUGUUCUUUUCUCCAAGGACUGUCUCACGCCAGGAGAGAAGCUCUGCUCAGGAAGCCAUGCUAAUAAAUAUGUUCCUCUUGCGGUGAGUUGCUUCGUGGACAGUCAGAGGCACCAUGGCAGAACUGCCUAUUGCCCCGGGCCAGGUCUACAUCGAGGUGGAGUACGACUAUGAAUACAAGUCCAAAGACCGCCUCAUUGCCAUCCGCCAGGGGGAAUGCUACAUGCUGGUCAAAAAAACCAACAACGACUGGUGGCAGGUGAAGAAGGAGGUGGAUACUAAAGCUUUCUAUGUACCUGCUCAGUAUGUCAGAGAAGUCCGCAAAGCCCUCAUGCCACCUCCUAAACCUCUCCCCCAUCCUCCGGCUGCCUCUGGAAACACACAUACGCAAAGUGGGGCACAGUGGGUAAAGCCAACCAGUCUGGAGCUGGGACUCCACGACCGGCCCGCUGAGAACCUUCACAGACAUGAGUCCAACUAUCAGCGCUCACCCUCGGCACAAACCGCUUCUUCUGGGCACUUCAGUCCCCCCAGUCAGCGCAGGAACAGUAACCACCAUCAGGCCCCAACCACUCCCACCGAGCACGAGCGAGCUCUGCCUGAAAUCCUUGUCUCCGGUGGAGGCCCUCAGCCAGCCUACAAAGGAGGGUCCAGCACUCUACCCCGAAACCGAGCUCGAUCCCCAGAGUUGAACGUGGACAGCACCCAACACUGUGACUCUGCAGGUGAAGAGAGACGCACCAACGACUCUGAGUCGGGAGACGAACUGAGCAGCAGUUCCACAGAACAUCUGCAGACUGUAUCUUCGUCAGGCCAGGGCCGCUCCGAGUCUCCUGUCUACACCAACCUCCAGGAACUGAAGAUCACCCAGACCAACCUGCCCCCUUUCCCCUCCGGCUCCCCGAUCCACGUGCUCGGCGACUGGGAGACCUACAAGGACCAGAAUGGCAGGCACUUCUACUAUAACCGCUCCACCCAGGAGAGGACCUGGAAGCCACCCCGAGCCAGAGACACCAGCAUCGGGAGCUCCAGAGGAGAGAGCCACAGCGUGGGAGAGAGCUCCGAGCUUGGUGACUCAGAUCUCCCCUCCUGUCUGAAUGUCAGAGACGAGAACACUCCUCUCUCGCUCUCGCCAUCUUUCCUUCCUUUCCUCUCACUCUCCAUCGGUCGACUCCAGCCUCUGUCGUCGGAGGACACCUGCUUCAGUACCUACUCUAGCCAGUCAGACAGUCAGUAUGGCUCGCCGCCGCGCGGCUGGUCGGAGGAGAUGGACGAGCAAGGCCACACGCUGUACAUUAGUGACUAUACUAAUGAGAAGUGGUUAAAACAUGUUGAUGACCAGGGCAGACCCUAUUACUACAGUGCAGAUGGUUCAAGGUCAGAAUGGGAACUGCCAAAGUACAACCUCUCCCCCCCCAAACCGUCUGGAGACGCUCCAAAGAGUCGCAGUCUGGACAGGAAACACGUGGAUCCCAUCGUCCUGACCAAGUGGAGACACAGCGCCUACGUCCACGAUCCCAUUGACAAGUGGCUGUUAAAAACCAGGCGUUUCCGCACAGGCUCUGCCCGCCUACACCCGUACAAACACCAAGACGCUCCUCCGGGCCCCAAGCCCCCCUCUCCUGACACUGACUCCUGCCCUCCGUCUCCUAAGCCCCCUUCCUCUCCUUCUGAAAGAUGUGGCAUUCUGAAUGUGACAAAGAUCACAGAGUACGGCAAGAAAGUACGGAAGAACUGGACUUCUUCCUGGACUGUGCUCCAAGGAUCCACGUUGCUGUUUGCCAAAGGCCAAGGAGGCGGGACGAGUUGGUUUGGAGGCGGUCAGUCCAAACCAGAGUUUACUGUGGAUCUGAGGGGCGGCUCGGUGGAAUGGGCAUCCAAGGACAAGUCCAGCAAGAAGCACGUUAUAGAGCUGAAGACUCGGCAGGGCACAGAGCUGCUGAUCCAGUCAGACAACGAAGGCACAGCCACUGAGUGGUUCCGCGCGCUGCAGGACACCAUCAGCACCCAUGCCUGGGAGUCUGAUGAGGCCAUUGAAGAGGACAUGCCGGAAUCGCCUGGUGCAGAGAAACAUGACAAAGAGAAGGAACACAGAGAUUCAAAGAAAGGCAGAGCCUUGAAGACCUCCGUCAGCACGGACUGCUCCGACAACAAGAAGACCAAACACAAGCUGAAGAAGUUCCUGACCCGCCGUCCCACCCUGCAGGCCGUCAGAGACAAGGGAUACAUCAAAGAUCAGGUGUUCGGCUGCAGUCUGUCCAGUUUGUGUAGCAAGGAGAACAGCACAGUGCCGGGCUUCGUCAAGAUGUGUAUCGACCACGUGGAGAACAAUGGUUUGAGUGUAGACGGGCUGUACAGAGUAAGCGGGAACCUGGCUGUCAUACAAAAACUACGCUUUGCUGUCAAUCACGAUGAGAAGGUGAACCUGGCAGACGGGAAGUGGGAGGACAUCCACGUGACCUCCGGAGCUUUAAAGAUGUACUUCAGAGAGCUGCCGGAGCCCCUCUUCACCUACACUUACUUCAACGACUUUGUCAACGCCAUCAAGAGUCCAGACUACAAGCAACGAGUUCAGUCCAUCAAAGAGCUGGUCCGACAGCUGCCCAAGCCCAACCACGACACCAUGCAGGCUCUCUUCAAACACCUCAGGAAGGUGAUCGACCACGGCGAGGAAAACCGUAUGACCACCCAGAGCGUGGCCAUCGUGUUCGGCCCCACACUGCUGCGGCCUGAAACGGAGACCUUCAACAUGGCCAUCCACAUGGUCUACCAGAACCAGAUAGUGGAACUAAUACUGCUGGAGUACGAGAACAUUUUCGGCAGGUAGAACUAGACGCCGGAGGAUGAGCCUCUGUUUCUUUUUCCCCCCCUCUCUCUCUUUCUGUCCCCCAACGCAGAGCUCUUCCUAACCCAGCAUGGCCCUGCCAAAAACAGCCGUGCCUGGCUUGGCCCGGUCCAAAUCCGGCCCUGGGCAGCUUCUCUUCUCAUCUCAAAAAUAACCUGCGGUCGCCAGCUUACAGCCUCCGGACCAAAGCCACACAAGCAUGUUGUGAACCAAAACAUAGCAAACUAGUGACCAAAAAGUUUAGACUCUUUGCACUUUUCAGUAUCUUAUUUUCUCCUGCAGCUGCAUUUGUGCCACUUUACUGCAAAGGUGAUGUCCUCCUGUCCCAACACUGGAUUCCUAAAACUACUUACAUGGGCCAAACAAGCCUCUAACUACUGCACAGACUGACUGAGACCAAAGGAGCCGCCUAGGAAUGAGCCUCAGUAGCCUCUAUUACAGAGGAGGAGUCAGUAUUGGAGCUGGAGGUGCACCCUGUAUGUACUGUACUGUAUAUCCUAUGACGUGUAUAGGCUCCUGUAUAGACCACACUGGGGAACCAACAGAAGACACCAAACUGCUGUACUUGGCCUUAGAUGUUUAGACACUAAGAAACAGAGUUAGAACAAGGAGAAGAAGGGAUGAUUUGGAGGUUUUUUUAUUUAGGGACUAUAUGUUAAAGAACAUUUUCUGCCCUUUCCUUUCAUUUACAUUUUCUUUAUUUUAUUAUGUUUUUCCCCUUCUAACGCUUUCCAUCACUCUGAAUCUGUUUCUCCCUUACUUUUUUCCCCCAUGCUGAAAUACUGGACCGGGGUCGUCUGAACACAUAAGAGGUUAACACUCUGUAAUAUAUAUCUGCACCUUCUCCAUUUGGCUUUAAGAACAAAUCCUCUUACAGUAGUCAGAACAUCAACUUGAAAAAAAAAAACCAUAACAAAAGGUACUUAAGCUGUGUCUUUCCUUGACUCGUGGAUAUUAAAUGUUCAGGCGAACAGCCUUUGAACGUGACUCCAUUGAUACAUCUGUACAGUGUUAAUGUGUAUGUAUGUGGAUGGAGGGGGUGGAUGUAUGAAUGGAUUUCAUGACAAUAUAUAUUGUACAAAAAGUAAAUACAAGUAUGUAUGCCUGGAGUGUUAAAUACAUGAUAUGAGGGAGAAAUCACUAUUUUGUGAUCAUUGUGUAACCAACAGAUGUGAGGAGUAGAGUUCUGCAAUGGUGAUGUGGAGGUUUACCUGUGUGUUAGGUAACUGGAAGAUUGUGAAUGUAGCUUUGGAGAGUAACUGUUGGCUUUAUCAAACUGGAAUAAAGACCUCUAACAAGAGAUAUUCCAAAGGA
Messenger RNA from Micropterus salmoides (largemouth bass), 4319 nucleotides. RefSeq names its product rho GTPase-activating protein 12-like. NCBI's taxonomy places the organism in Eukaryota, Metazoa, Chordata, Actinopteri, Centrarchiformes, Centrarchidae. The record is from RefSeq and is a predicted model, not a curated record. The transcript is spliced from 20 exons. Bases 276 to 2987 code for a protein of 903 amino acids. Gene Ontology annotation, biological process: regulation of GTPase activity; signal transduction. Gene Ontology annotation, cellular component: cytoplasm. Gene Ontology annotation, molecular function: protein binding.